This is a messenger RNA of Brienomyrus brachyistius, 2429 nucleotides long. It is a transcript of the gene il13ra1, whose product is annotated as interleukin 13 receptor, alpha 1. Gene Ontology annotation, cellular component: external side of plasma membrane. The record is from RefSeq and is a predicted model, not a curated record. Gene Ontology annotation, molecular function: cytokine receptor activity; protein binding. Bases 186 to 1385 code for a protein of 399 amino acids. NCBI's taxonomy places the organism in Eukaryota, Metazoa, Chordata, Actinopteri, Osteoglossiformes, Mormyridae. The transcript has 10 exons. Gene Ontology annotation, biological process: cytokine-mediated signaling pathway.
CCCGCCCCGUUCGUCCUUCCUUGUGUUCAGUUGCCGUGAGAAGCUUAUUCGUACUUAAAACACUCAAGCGUUAAAUGGUUUCCUUAGUCCUGUCUUUUAGGCAGCGUUUCGUUUUUGGUUAGCAAAGCAAGACAGGGCAUUCAGAGCAUUCAAACUGCGAGGUCGGGACUCCCCAAGCAUAACAGAUGGGUCGGGAAUCUUUCAGUAUGCAUCGGGAAUUGUUUCUGAUCUUGAACUUUUGGAUGGCUUUUGCCUCCGAGACCAAUAAAACGGGUAUGCUUCCACCUCCGCGUAACUUAUCCUUGGAAAGAACGAAUCACAAUUUCUGUCUGCGUCUUUCGUGGAGUCCACCGGAGGGCCUAAACAACAGCAACAAGUGUGCGGUACACUACGAGGUGGUAGAGAAAGUCGGCCAGAAUUACGAAACAAGAACAACCAAUGACCUAUUUAUUAAAAGAUGUCCUAGCCUGGAGUCCGGAGUGAUGUACAGAGUGAAAGCCAAGUGCAUCAAUGGGUCUCACAUGGAGAGCAAAUCUGUAACUCGGGGUAUUCUGGCUCCCAAAGAAGAAUUGAUACAGAACUUUGAAUGUAUUCAGUAUGCAUCUGAAGCUAUGAACUGCACAUGGAAAACAGUGAAACAGACAGAAGAUCUUCAGCUCUUCUACUGGUAUGAAGGCCAGCCGGCGCCUGAGCCCUGCAAGUUGUACCUAUUUGAACAAGGUGUGAAGAUGGGCUGUCACCUAAGUGGAAAGUUCCUCAGCCACUAUAAUGUGAAAGAAACAGUCUACUUUGACUUCAGUGGCACUCAGGGCACUUCCGCAAUGAAUAACUACUUCCAAAGGAUGCCUAUGUACAAUGUGAAGCCCCCACCGCUGCAACUGGAUAUUUUCCAUGAAGAUAGCUUCCUGAAAUUGACAUGGAAAGACCCUGGUCUGUUCAAUGCAGAAUGUUGGGACUACAUCUACCGGUACAAGACCAAUGAGUCCGGGGACUGGAAGAUGAGUGAUCUUAUCAGGACAACCAAUGGCAAGCUGACCUAUGACCAGCGGUAUGAGUAUGUGGUGCAGGUGAAGGCCAUCUACUCAGGCAGAUGUGGAACAGGAGAGACGGACUGGAGUUUGGAGAAACACUAUGGUCAGCCCCAGUCACCGAACUGGUUUCCGCAUGUUAUUGUUAUCAUCAUUCCUGUCCUGUUCACAAUUGCUACGAUCAUUUGCCUCAUCUUCAUUAAGAAACUCCGGAAGCUGAUCCUGCCAGAGAUUCCUAAUCCUAGAAUUAUCAAGAUACCGUGGAAAAGUGAGAAGACAAUGUUCCCAGAUCUCUUCAUUCCACCUGAGGAUGACUAUUCAAAGGUAAAAAUCCUGAAGGAGCCUCUGCAAUUGUGAACCAAACCAUGGGGAUCCAGGAGAGGAGUCACUUAGGGCAGCCAUUUUGCCGAAGGCAGAGCGUACCGUGCACAUGGAUGAACCGGCCGGCUGACAAAGACACUAUGAACCUUCGCGGCUGUUUCUGUGCGUCUUGUAUAGUGUAUAGUGCCCAUGACUUUCCAAAGGAAGAGAAGAAAAGGACUUCAUUAUACACACAGGCUAACCUCGCUCCCACCCAAACAUAUAAACAAAUCCACAGAGGCUCACAUACUAGGGAUAAUUUUGUAAAGACGUGGUACUUUGUCUAACCUGCUGUAACACAUAAGGACUAGUCUUACCUCAUUAAAGUCAGACAGGAUGAAUCCGACUCAGAAACUGACUCUUGUGAUCCACAGACCCAACUUCACCCAUCAUGUAUUUACCACUGUACGAAACCAGGCUUUAAAAUCUGUAAAUAUCAAUAUUGAAAUAUGAACUUAGUGUGAGUUUUGCCUCUUAUCUGCAUGUUAGUACAUGUUUAUAUUGUGUAAUAAAAAAAAAUGAGUUUUAAAAAUCACAUAAUUUCUCUGUGUAAAAUGUGCAAAACUACAACCCAAGAUUUAGGCAUGGGGACUUCUGAAGUUGUUAUUGGUGUAAAACCUGCACAUGCUGCUUUCUGACAAUAAUCGGAUAGAAAUCGACUGUGUGUAACAUCAUGUAAACAGCUAUAGGAUUUAGUUAAAAUGGGUAUUUAUUUUAUACAUACAGUGGGGAAAAUAAGUCUUGAAUGCAUCAACAUUUUCCUUAGUAAAUAUGUUUCUAAUAUUUCUAACACAUAAUUUAUGGAUUUAUUUGUUUUGAUGUUUUUGUAUGUGUGGAUUACUUGGAUUGUUACCUACAUCUGCAUUAAAUUUCAUGUCAGUAGCCCCAUUAGAAAUAUAUUUACUGAGAAAAAUGUUGACACGUUCAAUACUUAUUUUCCCCGCUGUAGACAUUUUAAUUCUCGCUAUGUAUUAGGUUCUUGGGUUAGAUGUUUGCUUUUGAUUGGAUGUGAGUCUCACAAUAAAAAUGUCUUAAAACCUA